GGCGAUGGCGUGAGCUAACGUUAGAAGUUAUUAAUAUGUUUUCAUUCCCUUGUGUGUCAACAUCGGACUGACAUUGUCCCUGCAGAUGACCUAACGCUAGCUAGCACUCGUGAAUGUUUUCUAGCAUUAACUUGGGUCACCAUCCACAGUGCAUAUAAUGGGUUUUAGACACAUGUAAACCAACGUUACGCCCGGCUCACUCAGAAAGGCAUGUUGUGAAAAAGAAAAUUAUUACAGGUGCUUGCAAGUUAAAGGUUAAAAACGGAUACAGAACAUCUCACGUCUGACCCUUAAACGUUGCUGUCAGACUGAACAGUUUGCGCAAAUCCAGUGGCUUGUAUUUACCUGUGCCGGGAUAGCGUAGCCUCAGCUGAUAAGAGACACCAGACAGGCCAACUGGGGCGUUAUUGCUAUGCUAUGAUUGUGUCUGAUUAUAGUCUUUAUGUUUCUUUCUAUAAGCAAGACCCACCAAAAGACCAAAACCACAACAGCCAUGGAGAGUUCGUCCGUGUACAUGUGCUUCCCCUGCUACCAGGAGUUUAACACUCUUGAGGAGGUACUUGAGCACCAGUUGACAUGCACUGCUGAGGAUGAGCAGCCAGACACAUCUGCAGCCACCACUGCUACUAUUCCAGUGCUACAGACUCGGCAACAGAUAAUAAAUAUAUCUAAGGCCAUUGCAGUACCGCAGAUUCAAGUCCAAGCAACACAAGCCUCCGUGCAGCCUGUCAAGAGCGUAUUCAAACAGGCUGCAGUCACUACAACAACAACAACAUCGGACCAGCCCAGAAUCCUCUACCAGUGUGGGGACUGUGAUGAACUAUUCAAGACACUGGACCAAUGGCAGCAACAUCGUAAGGAAGGGACAUGUCAGGAGACUCCCUCUGGGAGCAAGACAGAUGCUGAUGCACAACCUGAGCCAGAGGACGAUGCAGCUCAGAGCUCCAGUUCAACUUUGAAUCCAGAAGAUUCUGCACUCUCUCAAAGUGAAACUUGCGAAGUUCUUAAGCCAGAACUAGUGGAGGAGCCCAUAGUGGAGGAGGAAAGGCUGCAAGUUGAAGAAACUCCUGCAGCUCAGAGCUCUGAUCCUCCUGUUGCUGUGACUGCUGGUCCAGAAGAGUCGUCUCCCAAGAGGAGAGGGGCAAACAAAAAGCCUAAGCCAGAGCCAGUGCUCCUGUGUGUUGACUGUGGCUCAUGCUUUGGUCUGGUGUCUGAACUUGUGGCCCACCGCAAGACCCAACACGGCUUUGAGGAAGCUCUGCACCGCUGCUCUGUGUGUGGUGAAAGCUUUCUAAACACCACUCUUUUUCUCUACCACCGCAAGCAGCACCGACAGAAAGGUGAGGAAAAGGUGGUAGAGGCUCCUAGGGUUGUGGCACCAGAGGAAGUUUGCACUCAGAACAAUGGGACUGAUGAGCAGGAGCAGGAUGCCACUUUCCCCACUGCUGCUGUCAGCAGUAGUUUUGCACAGCCUGAGUUGUUUAUGUGCACCUAUUGUGGACAGAGCUUUAAUGAAGAGGCAGGGCUGGGCACCCAUCGUAAGGAGAAGCAUGACCUGAAGGAGCCGCUACACACCUGCACCCACUGCGGGGAAAGCUUCAUGAACACCACCCUGUUCCUUUACCAUCGCCGGCAGCACAGCUUCACAUCAGUGACUGAGGUGGCGGAUGGAGCUGAAACUAGUGAUGAAAUAGCCACCAGUAAAGAUCAGGAUGCACCACAGAGCUCAAAACGGCUGCUUUCCCCGUCUGCCUCUGCUACUGAGUCAGGUUCUUCACCUGUACCAAAGAGGAGCAGGCCCUCUUUCAGGAUUGUGAGUGGCACCAGUGCGCUCAAAGGAAACAAGAGCUCAAGCACCAAAGAGGAGUCAGAGUGCAGCACUACAGCAGACUCAGACAACACCAACCACCCUCCACCUGCCAAGCUGCUGCAGGACUGGGCCCGCACACCACUACCACAUGUUUGCCCAUACUGUGGCAAAACCUUCACCCGGCGCGUCUUCCUCCGAACCCAUGUCUACAGCCACACUGGAGAAAAGCUCUUCACGUGCAAGGUGUGCACAAAGUCCUUCACCAACUCCCAGAGCCUGCUGCGCCACAGCAUGAGCCACACAGGCACCAAGCCCUACAGCUGCGAUGUUUGUGGCAAAAACUUCUCGCAGGCGCCAACCCUGAAGAGACACCAACGCAUUCACACAUCCACACUGGCGCCACGCAAGCGCGGACGCAAACCGGUGUGCACUCUGGACAAUGAGGGAGCCGCUCAUCUCUUCGCUUGUCCUCACUGCCCCUCACGGUUCAACACUGAGGAUCAGCUCAACCAUCACAAACUGCUCCACACCAGCCAUCCGUUCCCUUGCCCUGAAUGUGGAGAGGCCUUCAAACGCAGGAAAGACCUGGACCUGCACUCACUCACUCACCAAGAUAAGCAGCCAGCGAUGUGUCCGCACUGUUCAUCCCAGUUUGUGAACCAGUCAGUGCUGGAAAUCCACAUGCAGCGCUGCCCAAUCACAGAAGAGGAGAAGACUGCUGGUCGUGGACGCGGCCAAGGCCGAGGACGAAGCACUGGACAGAUUGAGUGUGACCUAUGCGGCCACCGUUGCAUGACCCAGGAGGGCCUCGACCUCCAUCGGUUAUCCCACACUGGCCAGACUCCCCUCAAAUGCCCAGUGAGGCCCUGCCGCCGACGCUUUACCUCUAACAGUGCCCUGGAGGAGCAUGUGCUGGCCCACUUCCAAGGAACGCUCAGCAAGUCCAAAAACCGACCCCGCUUUCGCUGUCAGAUUUGCCACAAGGAUUUUGCCUACAAUUCCACCUUCAAUGUUCACAUGAGGACACACACUGAUGAGAGGCCCUUUGAGUGUGCCACAUGUGGCAAACGCUUCCGCCAGCUGCCCCACCUGCAGGACCACGAACGCAUCCACAGUGGCCUGCGGCCUUUCUGCUGCUGGAUUUGUGGCAAGAGCUUCAGCGUGGCCGCCCGGCUCACUGAGCACGCCCGCACCCACAGUGGCGAGAAGCCCUACCCGUGUGCCCACUGCCCUGCUGCCUUCCGCUCCCGCUCCAACCUGGAUAAACACAUCCGGCUACAUGGUGACGUGCCUAUGGAUACCGUCGAGGAGGUAGCGCAGGCCGCUGAGGCUGCUCAUGUCCAGAAGGUGCUGGAGGGGGCCAAGGUGCUGUCUACUAUGACCACCACAGGGGACGUUGAUUCUGGCACAGUGCAGACCAUCUAUGUCCUGCAAGGGGCCGAGGGAGGUACAGAGACGGUCAUGAUACCAUCCGAUCAGCUCAGUGGCAUUGAGGGCGCCUCACAGGUCGUCAUCCUGCCCUCCUCUGUUCUGGGAGCUCAGGGCAUCACUGUUCCCACGAUCACCAUGGAUGGGAAUGAAAUCACCAUGGUGGAGACGAGCCAGUCGCCGCAGCAUGCUAUCGAGUUCAUUGUGGAGGAGACUGUAUGAAACCUAUUGUUUAAAGGACAACACAGUAGAGAAAGACGGAAAGGUUACCUGAGAAUAUAGACUGUUGAUGAAGUUCAAAGUUUGAUGACUGUUCGUUGAAGGAUUGCCAGUUAUUACCUUGUAUGUAAAUAGUUUGAUAGGUUUCUGAGCCAGUUUCAAUAAAGGUUUCAUCUUGUGUAGAAGUACAAUUUUACAUCUUCCUUUGAGCAACAAGAUUAAUAAAGGUGGCGGUGUAAAUCUAAUUAUAAGUUGAUGCACAGAAUGUACCCUGAAUUAGUCUUUCAAAAUGAUUGGAAAAACGGGGGGUAAAAUCGGCCCAGGAUUGUAUGCAGACGUUUAUUUACGGCCUGCCUUUAUUAGGGGGAAGACCAGUGGUGGCCCAUGAAAUGUCUUCUGCUUUCUUUAUAAUAAAACGCUUCAGCUUUCA
Messenger RNA from Acanthopagrus latus (yellowfin seabream), 3887 nucleotides. It is a transcript of the gene znf574, whose product is annotated as zinc finger protein 574. The record is from RefSeq and is a predicted model, not a curated record. Gene Ontology annotation, biological process: regulation of transcription by RNA polymerase II. The coding region runs from base 443 to 3460 and encodes 1005 amino acids. Gene Ontology annotation, molecular function: DNA-binding transcription activator activity, RNA polymerase II-specific; RNA polymerase II cis-regulatory region sequence-specific DNA binding. The transcript has 10 exons. NCBI's taxonomy places the organism in Eukaryota, Metazoa, Chordata, Actinopteri, Spariformes, Sparidae. Gene Ontology annotation, cellular component: nucleus.